AUGUCCUUCGUUCAUAAAAAUCGCGUCAAUGCUUUUGCCUCGUUUCCCUCCAUGCAUAGAGAAUCUUCUCCAGGCGGCAGAAUGCGGCGUCAACGCCUGGUUGUCUCGUUAGCAACCCUCAUCUUUGUGUGCAUCUCCCUUAUUCUACUUAGAGACACAACCGUUCCUCGCUCGUCCAACGGCCUCAAUGCGCCAUUCGAGGUGAACCCUUUGCCGUCCUCUCACUCGCCCUCUCCUUCGCUCGCGGUGCCAAAUCCUCUCGGGCCCGCAAAAGGUCGCCAAGCACUUCAUCCAAAAAAUGUCCACCCGGUGGCCAGUCUCAUUCAAGAUGCUGAGCAGGAGUUUACCCACUUGUGGUCGCGACAAUCAAAGACUUUGGCCGAUGCGGUGAACGAAUAUCGCCGCCGAUAUAACAUGCACCCUCCACCCAACUUCGACAAAUGGUUCCAGUUUGCUCAAGCAAAAGGAGUUCAGCUAAUCGAUGAAUACGAUACUAUCUAUCAUUCUCUACUGCCAUUCUGGUCUCUAGAGCCGAAGAUAAUACGAGAAAGAGCUCGUGAAGCCUUGGGAUACGACAACGCUAUGAUCGGAGUUCUCAUCCGUGAUGGCAAGGUUACGCACACGGAAGGGGCCCGGGAAGGAUAUGAAUGGCAGCAAGAUGCGACUGCUGACAUGUUGAAAAGCUUUAUUCGGUACUUGCCGGACAUGGAUGUAGUAUUCAACACCCACGAUGAGCCCCGAGUGAUUGUUCCCAGCGACGACCUCCAAAGGCUGGUUAACUUUGCCAAAGAUCAUGCAAUCCCCAAGGCUUUCCACAAGCAAUCAUUGGUGAACAAAUGGUCAGAUAAGCCUGCCGACCUGAAUAAGGGUGACCGGGUUGAUGAGGUGCGCACCACGCGCUUUAACCGAUUUGCGCACCAACCUACCUGGACAAGCUCUCGGGCUUCCUGUCCACUAGAUACCCCUGCACGUUCCCUCAACGAGAGCGAGCCAGAUAAUUUGGAGGCCUAUGCGCAUGGUGACUUGGGGUUCGUCUACAACACGACCGCAUUUUCUGACAUAUGUAACACGCCUUCUCUUCGGUAUAAAUAUGGCUUCUUCGACCGGGCCAACGCAUUCGACGUGGUCCGGGACCUGUUCCCAGUAUUCUCUCAAAGCAAGAUCUCAAGCUUUCAGGACAUACUCUACCCCAGCCCGUGGUAUUGGGUUGAUAAGGUACCGUAUGAAGAGGGAAAGGAUCAGAGUUGGGACGCGAAGGCCGACAAAUUGUACUGGAGAGGCUCCACAACCGGUGGGUUUGCGCGGGCCGGCGGAUGGCGACGUCAGCAUCGACAGAGAUUCGUCAGCAAUAUAAACACUCAGAGCAUAGCGAAAGUACUGUCUAAAAAUGGCAGUGACCAGUGGGAGUUAAACGAAGUCAGCCACGAUCCUUACCGAGAGCAUUUCGAUGUCAAGUUUACAUACAUUGGCCAAUGUGACCCGAAUGACUGUGCUGCGCAGGAAGAAUUUUUUGUUGUGGGUGAACCAGCCGGCCAGCAGGACGCUUGGGCGUAUAAGUACCUGGUCGAUAUCGAUGGGAAUGCUUUCAGUGGCCGUUAUCAUGCCUUUCUACGCAGCCAUAGCUUGGUUUUUAAAAUUGCCAUCUUCCGCGAGUGGCAUGAUGAAUGGCUCAAGCCAUGGGUUCAUUACAUUCCUUUGAGUUUGACGGGCGAUGAGUAUGUGGAAACUACGAGGUACUUUGUUUCAGAAGACGAAGGCAGGACCGCAGCACCACGAUUAGCUGAACAGAGUCGGGAUUGGGCGCAAAAAGCCUUGCGCCGUGAAGACUUGGAGGUCUGGUUUUUCAGACUCUUGCUAGAAUACGGACGCCUAGUCGACGACAAUAGGGAGAACCUGGGAUUUUCUCUUUGA
Molecule: messenger RNA, 1911 nt
Organism: Aspergillus bombycis
Lineage: Eukaryota; Fungi; Ascomycota; Eurotiomycetes; Eurotiales; Aspergillaceae
Product: putative capsule-associated protein CAP1
Exons: 2
Coding region: 1-1911 (636 amino acids)
Source: RefSeq, a predicted model, not a curated record